CGCACUGCUGGCCGCAGACUUACGGCGCGCGGGGGGCGUGGCCGAUGCGCCGGCGGCGCGGGCUUGUGACGUCCACCCCCAGGUCGCCGCCCAUUGGCUGAGGCGCGGCUCCGCCCCUCCCAGCCGCGGUACUAGUGCGCCCGCCGCCGUCGCGCCCGCGGGGUCCGCGCCCCGAUCCCGCUGCGUUCGCCAUGCCCCGCCGCUCCCUGCGUCCCGCCCGCGCCCUGGCGGCCGUGCUGGCGCUGCUGCUGCUGCUGCUGCUGCCCAGCCUCGCAGAGGCCUGCGAUGACCCUCCUCGGUCCCAGAGCAUGAUGAUCAGUGGGAGCGCUAAGCCCACGUACGCGCCCGGAGACAGAGUGGACUACACGUGUCGCCCCGGCUACAAGUCUGUCCCCGGCAUGCCCCCCACCCAUGUGGUCUGUCAGAACGACAACACGUGGACGCCCCUCCAGGAGGCCUGCACGCGGAAAAAAUGUCCCACUCUGGCAGACCCCAGCAACGGGAGGGUGGACUACGUCAACGGAUCCGCCGAGUUCGGGUCCCAGGCGCACGUGUCCUGCGACGAGGGUUUCCACACGAUUGGAACAAAGAUUCUGUAUUGUGAACUUGCUGGAAACGACGUGGCCUGGAGCGAUACUGUCCCGAAUUGCAUCAAGGUCGAGUGUGCGAAGCCCGCGCAGAUUCCCAACGGCAGGUUCACCAACAGUCACAAGGACACUUUCGAGUACAGUGAGGUGGUGACAUACAGCUGUGACCCGUCCAACGGCCCAGACCCCUACUCCCUGGUCGGGCAGAGGCAGCUCAUAUGCUCAGCAGGCGGCAAGUGGAGCGCUGAGCCUCCCGAGUGCAAAGUGGUCAAGUGCCCGUACCCCGUGGUUGACAACGGCAGACCCACGAGGGCCAUCGGGAAGAAGUUCUACUACGAGGCCACCGUGCAGUUUGCGUGCUACGAUGGCUUUUACCUCAGCGGCAACAGCACCGUGUUGUGCGGGGCCGACAGCACCUGGCAGCCACCUUUGCCCACCUGCAUCAAAGUGCCCGAUGCUACCAGCACUGAGCCACCUCCAGUCCCUCCAGGGCCGAGGCCUACUCCUCCUGCAACUCUUCCUCCAGGAGUUCCCGGGCCUAGUGGCCAACCACCGCCUAAGGGUCCUGAGGGUCUAGGUGGAGGACUCAUUGCCGUGAUCGUCCUGGCCUCGCUUUCUGCCGUUGCGAUCGGAGGCGCCUUCUUGUACAAGUAUCUCCAGAAGAGGAAGGAAGGGGAGACGGCGGCCAGCGCACAGUACUCCACCUACCAGGACAAAUCCUCCACCCCUGCCGAGCCUUCCCUCUAAGUCGCCGCCUCAGACCGGGCACCUCUCUCUCGGGCCGUAGUACAGCUGCUCCGGACUCAAGCUUCCGCCAAAGAAUAAAAAGAGAAACUGCCGCUCGAGCCGACAGACCCAGCUCUGCGUGUCUGAAGACGGUGCACCGCGGUGCUGCGGGCACGAGGCGGCUCAGUGCCUGUGGAGGGCGAACGGAAAGGAAUAGCAUGCAGCUAGGAAAAAGGGGGACUCUGCAGCCCUGGUGGGCCUUGAAAACAUGGCAAGGGAACAGACGUGUGCGUAGACAAACCCCACGUGAGCUCGCUUGUAGACGGAGUCCAGCUGAGAAGCUGUGGGGAGGCCAGGUUGUCGGCUGGGGUGGGAGUCGGCAAGGGGACACGGAAACAUCAGGCCUAAGCCGGCGCGAGGACCCCAGGGCCCUGUGGUGACACGGCCGGCGCCGGAGGAGCCGGCGUGGGAGGCUUGGCCGCACGAGUCCUUGUGGCAGGUCCCCGUGCUGGGCAGUGUCAUGAGGCGGCAGGAGGGUCUCCUUCCCUCUGCCCAGCCCUGCCCUGCCCUGCCGCCAUGCCCCCCCCCCCCCCGCGGACGCCCGGCCUGCCCCCCGACCACCUGCCCGGGUGGCUCCCAGGGACUUGCCUUCCUCUCUCCCCUUUGCGCUGUCUGUUUAGGGAGACUCCAGGAGGCACACCUGGCUAAGCGCGUGCAGUGUGAAGCGCAAGGACCCGCUCACGGACCCGGUGGGAGCCCCCGCUCCCCGUCUGCGGUAGCGACACUUGAUGGGCGUGGGAGCAGGCCUGUAGGUGUCUGUCUCUCCCCCUCUCUCCCCUCCUCUUCAAGUUCUCUCUGUCCUGUCCGGUAGAACAGGACGAAUGGCCUCCAGGAGCAGCGGAUCCGUAGAGCCUGCACCGAGCCCCAGGCGUCCUUCAGUGCCGUGGCGGCUCGAAGCCGGGCCCUCAGGAGGCUCCGCAGACACUCCCGCCUUCCCUCUUCCCUUCCGUCGGAGCUGCUCCCUCAGCGGGUCCUCACCGUAGAGGGGCCUCUGUAAACGUGCCGGUUCACCUCAGCCCUUGAACACCAAGACCGAGUCUGAACAAGUCGGGCUUCCUGGGUGGAGUCUGUCACUGAGACACACUGUUUAGAAAUUAUCAUCUUUAUUGAUUGAUUGAUCGAUAGAGACAGCAAUCCAGAGGAAAAGGAGGGUGAGAGACCCCUGCAGCCCCGCUUCACCACUUGUCAAGCUUUUCCCCUGCAGGUGGGGACCGGGGGCUUGAACCUGGGUCCUUGUGCACCGUAACACGUGCGCUCAACCAGGUGCGCCACCGCCCGGCCCUG
Molecule: messenger RNA, 2657 nt
Organism: Erinaceus europaeus (western European hedgehog)
Lineage: Eukaryota; Metazoa; Chordata; Mammalia; Eulipotyphla; Erinaceidae
Product: membrane cofactor protein-like
Exons: 12
Coding region: 192-1334 (380 amino acids)
Biological process (GO): negative regulation of complement activation, classical pathway
Cellular component (GO): cell surface
Source: RefSeq, a predicted model, not a curated record